AUGAGAAGCAAAAAGAGCCGUCACAAAUUGGUUGCUCUCAACUUCUUGUCGAAUAUAUCGCUUGAUGGGAAGCAUGAAUCUAAACCUAAUGGAGUUGACUGCCACUCAUCAGCUCCAUGUAUUUGCAGUGACGGAAAAAACGUGAAAACGUUUGAGGAUAACCCAGUUUAUGGACAGCAAACCAGUGACACAUAUUACGAAACAGUAGAGACAUUGGUGCCAGUAAAGGUCUUACGGGAACCUGAGGCAUCCUCAAAUUCGGCAGCACAUACCCAGAUCCAUACUUCCUACAACAGUUGUGUGAAUACAAGCAAGGCGGAAACAUGUUCAAAUUAUUAUAUUCCAAAUGUUGCCUGUUCAGAUGCCUCGUAUGUAAACUCAAAUGUUAAGAGAUUGGAAAAUGUAACGGAUCAGUUGUCUGCGGAUAAAGCACUGGCGUCCACUGAUUCAGUCAGUCCACUCUUUGGUGCAGUACCAAAAACUUAUAUUAGAGUUAAACUUUCACGUGAAUCUACUGGCUCACAUUACAGUCAUGGUUUAGAAGAUGUAAAACUUUUGGGUAAAGUGAACCCGAAAUUGUCUCAGAGUACCUCAUGUCCUAUGUUUUCUAAACGGUAA
Heterobilharzia americana is the source of this 618-nucleotide messenger RNA. Lineage: Eukaryota; Metazoa; Platyhelminthes; Trematoda; Strigeidida; Schistosomatidae. The record is from the annotation of a GenBank genome assembly.